AUGAAUUUUGCUGAAUCUGGUCAAUGUUCGUCCUCAGAGUGGGUGACUAGUACAGUAGAAUUCAUCAAGUUUAAUUCUGAUUGGGAUAAAUCAGUGGGUCUCAGAUUUGGUCAGUGGGUCUCAGAAUGUCAAGCUGGAAAAUUCAGUGCUGCCGGAUCUGCAACCUGUUCUGAAUGCGAAGCUGGGGAAUUCAGUGCUGCUGGAUCUGCAACCUGUUCUGAAUGCGAAGCUGGGGAAUUCAGUGUUGCUGGAUCUGCAACCUGUUCUGAAUGCGAAGCUGGGGAAUUCAGUGCUGCUGGAUCUGCAACCUGUUCUGAAUGCGAAGCUGGGGAAUUCAGUGCUGCCGGAUCUGCAACCUGUUCUGAAUGCGAAGCUGGGGAAUUCAGUGCUGCCGGAUCUGCAACUUGUUCUGAAUGCGAAGCUGGAGAAUUCAGUGCUGCUGGAUCUGCAACCUGUUCUGAAUGCGAAGCUGGGGAAUUCAGUGCUGCAGGAUCUGAUUCUUGCAGGUCUUGCGAAAUAGGAAAAGAGGCUAACUCUGAGAAAACUAAUUGUAUGUCCUGUCUGGCGGGUACCUACAAAGACAGUUCCGUGGAAGCGUGUCAGCAGUGUUCUAGUAACACCUACAGUGCAGAGAGUGCGGGAUUCUGUACUGCUUGUCCUCAAGGAUCUCAAGCAAAUGAAGAUCGGACCAAAUGCGUUUCAUGUGAGAGCUUACCCUCAAGCUGGGAACAGAUAAUGACACAGUCACAGUUCCCCCUCGCACCUAGGAGUGAAGUGUCCUUGAUGUGCAGCACCGGACACACUCUGACUGGAGCCAGCACUGUCACGUGUAUUGAGGAAGAUGACUUCUCCUUCAACGAAGAGCCUUUUUGCGUUGUAGGUUUGAAGAUCCGCUACGACUGCAGCAAACUGCCGAACAUCCAGAACCUAGGAACAACCACCCAAUUUCCUGUUUCCUACGAUACCCGGGUAACAGUGCAUUGUGAUGCUGGGUACUCUCUUGUAGGUGGUGACGUCAUAACAUGUAUCAAGGAUGAAAACUAUCAAACUAUUGAUGGUCAACUUCCUUCUUGCGAAGAAAGAACUUGCACGGAGUUGCCGAUAGGACGACACUUGAAAACGGACUCUGUAUUCCCGGUGAAGAAAGGGGCUGAGAUAUUCGUGAACUGUGUUGAGGGGUUCAUCCUCACUUCAGGAGACAGAACGAUAACCUGUGUUCAAGACGCUUACUACAUCUCAUCGAGUCAACUUCCUACUUGCAUCCCUGAAAAGUGCACAAAAUUGCCAAAUAUAUUUGACUUGAAGACCAGCACCUCACUUCCUGUGGAUCACGGAACAAUUGUGGAAAUGGACUGUAUCCCGGGGUACAGUCUGUCAGGGAGCAGACUCAUCACCUGUAUCAAGGACAAAAACUGGAGUUACUUGGAUUCCCCACAGUGUAUUUUAGAACUACCAGCAGCUGUAUCAGACAUGAUAACAACCAGCACCUUCCCCGUGAUAGUAGGAACAGUGGUGGAAGUGAACUGCAAGCCUGGCCACACUCUCGCCGGGGACAACGGCAUUACGUAUCGCUGUACGGGUAUGAUGAUUGAGAACUACCUUUCAACUGACGCUACAUUUCCUAUCACGUACGGAACUGCGAUCACAGUAGCUUGUGAUCCUGAGUACUUGCUGGCGGGCAGUAAAGUGAUAACUUGUGAGAAAGGGAUUGUCUACUCUCACAAGUCUUCACGGCCUCAAUGUGUUAACCCAGGUGAAUAA
Bolinopsis microptera is the source of this 1761-nucleotide messenger RNA. RefSeq names its product sushi, von Willebrand factor type A, EGF and pentraxin domain-containing protein 1-like. Bases 1 to 1761 code for a protein of 586 amino acids. The transcript has 9 exons. The record is from RefSeq and is a predicted model, not a curated record. Lineage: Eukaryota; Metazoa; Ctenophora; Tentaculata; Lobata; Bolinopsidae.